Messenger RNA from Spirometra erinaceieuropaei, 7864 nucleotides. The record is from the annotation of a GenBank genome assembly. NCBI's taxonomy places the organism in Eukaryota, Metazoa, Platyhelminthes, Cestoda, Diphyllobothriidea, Diphyllobothriidae.
AUGGACUUGAACAGGCAAGUGAAGUAUAUCCCCAACACACUUGAGCCCGAGUGGCAACAGACUGUGGUUUUCAUGAACUGCCUGAAACGCACCCUGAAGAAGCGCGUUCUCGAGGUCACCAUGUGGGAUUUCGAUCGGCUGAAAAUGAACGAUUUUAUGGGCCAGGCCAUAAUCCAUUUGGCAGGUGAGAAUCCCGUCGACUGUCUGUUUAGGUAUUCGCCUUUAAAUUAACUCACUGACUUUUACCACCUUUAUCACGCAGGCCUUCAGAAAACACUGUAUUACACUAUAUUAUUAUAGAGCACUACAUUUCGUUGUGUUUGACAUCCACAGCGGGGUUGUACCGUAGAUGCUCCGGAAUAAAUCGGAGGUCAGAUGGGCUCACUGCACGCGUUGAUCGGGCUGCGCAAAGUUCACGUGACCGCAUGGUGCGGCACACCCUAGACGAUGGCCUUCACGCUGCGUCGACUACUGUGCACAAUCUCAUCGCCCGUUGACUUUAAGAGUUCAUCGGUGUAUGAGAUACAAUGAGACCGACACUGGAGAAACCACCCUUGCGAUAAACCAGCGCAUUCCUCAUGAUACACUAAGAGUCGUGGCUUGGAAGCCUGUCGACUGAUGGGAUAAGUCAGUCCUUCUCAGAACUGCGCGUUAGACUGUGGUACUUGCCUCUUAAUGUGGCUUCUGCGGCGGUCUCACAGAUGUGGAAUUCCGGUCGCCUUCACAGAAGCUUGAUACAUACAGCGUAAGGAUCGGUUUGUGUGAGAGACGCGUAGAUGAGCUGGUCAGCCUUGUCAGCCACUGUGCUUGAACUGCGCUUCUAGCUGCCUUGACAUUGUCUGCCAUCAGAACAAAGUGCGUGAGGAAAGAGGGGGUGUCUAAGAUGUUGCGCAAGUCCACCUAGCCAUGACCUAACUCACCCGUAAGUCAUCGCUGCUUUUGGACAUGUGAAAACGUCCGCGCUUCCGACGAUCGACCUGUCGUGUCCAUGUUCAUUUGACAUCUUCUGUGCGUAUACGAGAUAGACAGAUUUCAUAGGCUACCGAGCAGGUUCGUAAAAGACUAUGUUCUCGGUUUCGGUCAUGCUGUUCGGUCUGCAAUUAGAUGUCUCUUGAUUGUUGCCUAGUCCAGUCGUCAUGAACUUUACCAGUAGCACGUGUUUUGAUCGGGGAGAUGCUUAAAGUCAGCUUGAAAUGCAGGUCUUCAUUUAGGCGCUGAAUUUCUGACGGUCAGGCAUGCUUGCAUAUUCCACCGCCUGUUUAUAGCCUCUACUCCCACCAAUAGUUUGGACAAGAUUGCAAACUCGUUCUGAAUCUGGUUAUGGAGAUAAUUACUCGUUGAACGAUGCUAUCACAGAGCAGAAGAGAACAAGGAGAUGUGGUGCCUAACCAUUCGCAUCCGGCCUCUAAUCCAUCACAAGAGUCAGCCUCAGGUAAGGAUGAUGAUUACGCAAGGGGUUGUCUCUGAUGAGAGAUUUGAGUGUGAAUUCGAAACGUGGGCUAAUAGAACAUCUGUUGCAACAGUCGUCUCUCCUUCUUUUCAUCUGCCUCCUGGAACUUGCCUUCUCCUUUUUAUCGGCAUAACACCAACUCGAUGUCGCAGCUCUUGGCAAAUUCGUGGCAUACUCUUCUGAAUGCCGCUACUUCAAAUGCACAACUAUAUUGUUCGUUUAAGGAAUUUAGGCGUCUGAUACGCUAUAAUCAACAAACCAUGGUCCCACGUAGUCUGGUGUGCGCUGCCAGCUCUCUGACCCCUGGUUCCCUGCCGGUAGAUGUGUUUGCGCUCCCGCUAGGUUUACAGGUCAUGUGUAUGGUUGCCCAGUUAUUCUCGCCUUUCUGACUUUCUGUGCUGGUUUUGAUGGCCAAAAUCCUGGUCAAGUGUUUGUUGUGGAUCAGGGGCGUCGUGGUACGCCUAGGUGCGGGUCUGGCCGUGCCGGACACUUGCGCCCUCUCCCGCCUCCGGUCUUCUAAAAUCUGUUUUGACACGGGAUUAUGGUGCGGAGGAGGAGAGUGUGCGGUAGAUGCUGCGCAAGUCUACCCUCACUACAGACUAAUUCACGCGUAAGUCACCGUACCUGCCUCAUCUUUCCUUGGAGCUCACGGUGGACAUCGUCAGUUGCGAUGGCCUAAUUGUCGUAUUGUGCGUGUGAUCUAACAUGGUACGGUUUCUACAGCACAGCUUAAAGUUGUUAAAUCAUAACAUUCAAACGAUCAGGCAGGAUUCAUAUGUUGUCAAAAAAGCGUCUUUUUGAACACCCCAACUGAUUGUUUUGUCAUCUCGAAUACGCCAUGACAGACAGGAGCGAGAAAGGGAUAAAAGUAUACCCACUUCGAUUAAAAUGCUAGUGGUUUUUCCCGCAGUCAUUCCUUUGUGUCCGAAAAUGACCUAAGGCCAGUUGCAUUUGCGGUUUGGAACACACGACCAUCACCCCAGCACAGGCUAGAGGUGAUAAGAAAAUUGUUGUCUCCAAGCCGACUCGGAUCGCCGACCUCCCAAAUUCGCUUCCGGUGUUUAACAGUGCAGGCCUAACUGGCAUGUCAUUAUUCCUAUGUUUUUAAACCAUCAGGAGUGCCUACUUUACUUCCAAACUAGUUUCUUCUAUUGGCUUACAAAGUAAACCUCACAGACGCAGAAAAUGGAUAAUUUUGAGGACGAGACCUGUUGCGUACCCUAAUUCUAGGCCCGCGGAGUCACCUACUUCCCGUGGUCAUCAUUCGAGAAAUGAUCACUGCUCACUAAUUAUAACCUCUGUACGGAUGGCGCACGGAAAGUAGUAAGUUUGCAACGAACUCUGGGCACUGCACUCAUCACACCAAGUCACGUGUUGCCGCGUCUGGCGACAGUGGCUGCAGGCAAGGUAGAAACGUGUACUGCAGCAGACGGGCAAAAAACAGGUAGAGAGAGACAGGGAGAGAAAGAUAGUUAUAUCAGCCGUUUUUUACGUCGGAGCCAGGCCGAGGCUCCUUGCAUCUGAUGGCAUUACCCGAGGGGUGGCUUGCUCAAGCUGGGCGUGGACGACUGCACCUGUCUGGACGCACGUGUGUUCGGGUUGGCGUCAGUUGAUUGGCUGCAGGCCAGCGCGUCGACAAUUGGGCGGGUCUGGUCGUGCCGACCACUUGCGCCCUCCCCCGUCUCCGGUCUUCUUAAAUCUGUCGUGACACGGGAUCAUGGUGCGGAGGAGGAGAGUGUGCGGUAGAUGCUGCACAAGCCUACCCUCACUACAGACUAAUUCACACGUAAGUCACCGUACUUGCCUCAUCUUGCCGUGGAGCUCACGGUGGACAUCGUCAGUUGUGACGGCCGAACUGUCGUAUUGUGCGUGUGAUAUAACAUGGCGCGGUUUAUACAGCCCAGCUUGUAGCUGUUAAAACAGAGUAUUCAGACGAUCAGGCAGGAUUCGUACGUUGUCAAAAAAGCGUCCUUUUGAACACCUGCACAUUCCCCGACUGAAUUUUUGUCCUCUUGAAUACGCCAUGACAGACAGGAGCGAGAAAGGGAUAAAAGUAUACCCACUUCGAUUAAACUGUUAGUGGUUUUUCCCGCAGUCAUUCCUUUGUGUCCAAAAAUGACUUAAGGUCAGUUUCAUUUGCGGUUUGGAACACACGACCAUCACCUCACCACUGACUAGAGGGGAUCAGGAAACUGUUGUCUCCAAGCAGACUCGGAUCGCCGACCUCCCAAAUUCGCUUCCGGUGUUUUACAGUGCGGGCCUAACCGGCAUGUCAUUAUUCCUAUGUUUUUAAACCAUCAGGAGUGCUUACUUUACUUCCAAACUAGUUUCUUCUAUUGGCUUACAAAGUAAACCUCACAGACGCAGAAAAUGGAUAAUUUUGAGGACGAGACCUGUUGCGUACCCUAAUUCUAGGCCCGCGGAGUCACCUACUUCCCGUGGUCAUCAUUCGAGAAAUGAUCACUGCUCACUAAUUAUAACCUCUGUACGGAUGGCGCACGGAAAGUAGUAAGUUUGCAACGAACUCUGGGCACUGCACUCAUCACACCAAGUCACGUGUUGCCGCGUCUGGCGACAGUGGCUGCAGGCAAGGUAGAAACGUGUACUGCAGCAGACGGGCAAAAAACAGGUAGAGAGAGACAGGGAGAGAAAGAUAGUUAUAUCAGCCGUUUUUUACGUCGGAGCCAGGCCGAGGCUCCUUGCAUCUGAUGGCAUUACCCGAGGGGUGGCUUGCUCAAGCUGGGCGUGGACGACUGCACCUGUCUGGACGCACGUGUGUUCGGGUUGGCGUCAGUUGAUUGGCUGCAGGCCAGCGCGUCGACAAUUGGGCGAAGUUGUCUUGCAACAGCAGAAGCCUUCGCGAUGAAGUUGCUCAGCGUAAACUCGAGACGAAUAUGGCGGCCGGCCACAACUCCAGGAAGUAGGUUCAAUACACGUUAAUAGUUGAUGUGAGUGGAGGCGAAUGUUUAAAGCCCAGAUGCGGCCACGCAAGCGAGCCACGUGGUAGAUGCGCUGGACAAACACGGGAGCCAUAUCGGAUUCUAUCUGGCGUUAUCGGAAUGCGGGCUUUAACAAAUGCCAACAAUUCGGGAUACGGUGGCAGACCCAGUCGCCGGCAGAGGUCGCGCGCUCCAGGAUCCCUGCCAUUCGCCCCCUCCCCCAACUUUUGUUGUUGGUUAAAAUCCUGGUCAUUUACUGUGUGUACCAGGGGAUGUGGUGUGGAACGCCAAAUUGCGGACUCGACCGUGUCAUCCACCCACGCCCUUUCCCGCCUCCGGUCUUCUUGUCUCGGUUUUAACACCGGGUCCAGUUGGGGGAGGAGGAGAGAGUGCGGUAGAUGCCGUGCAAGUUCACUACUAUUAUAAAACAAAGCACGCACAAGUCGCCGUGUCUGCUCCAUCUUACCUUGGGAAACUUGGUAGACAUCGUUGGAAACUACGGUCGAACUGUUGUUUGAAUGGGGAAGAUGGCUAUUUGAGCACCGGAGCCAUUCCUUUAUAUUUCCGAGUUUUUGAAGUCGUACGAAAAUCCAUCAUCAGAGGUAAAGUCAGCACAAGUGACAGUCAUAGGAGGUUAUGUAUGCCGGCGCCAGAUCAGUACGUCGAAGGAUUUUGCGUCUUAUGGUCAGAACAUUCUCCAAUGCUGACUUGGUUGGCGGAAGAAAUUACACCAGCCUCAAUUCUUCGAUAACAUUCUUUCCCUGGUUUUGUUACUCUUAUAGACAAGGAUAUCCUCGAUGGUCAACCUCACUGGUUCAAGCUCCACGAUCUGCGGGAUAUUGUGGUGCCUGGUUACAGACAGCCGGGCACACGGUCUCUUCCGCCACCUGUCACCCAAUCUGAGGGCAUGAAAACAAUUAAGGUGCGUUCAAAGGACCCAUGCAUAUGUCGCCUUCUUUGAAAUGACCCACCGCAAGGUGGAAGCGUCAGUCUUACUUCGCGGUGCGGGCCGAAAAUUAAAUUUCGGUCGGAUCUUAUUUCGUGGCCGCAUCUGCAGUAGACAAGCCCCAACCGCCUAUCAUACGGGAUCGGCGGUAAUAGGGCGUUCAACACUAAUCCCUAACAGGUACGGUUACGAAAUAAGACCUUUCGACUGUGGAUCACCGUCGGAUCUUAUUUCGUAGCCGCAUCUGCAGUAGACAAGCCCCAACCGCCUAUCAUACGGGAUCGGCGGUAAUAGGGCGUUCAACACUAAUCCCUUACCCUGGCCCUUAACCUUAACCCCUAACCCCAACCCCUUAUCUUAACCCUCAGCCCCUAGCCCUAACUCCUUACUCUAACUCCUAACACUAACAGUCCUAACUUCUAGCAGGUGCGGCUACGAAAUAGGAUCUUACCUAAAUUUCUAACUCACUGACAUUAACCAUCCCCUAUGAACUCAUGAGACGGCAUCUACACGCAAUAUCCUUCCUUACGAGUGGAUCUUUUGUCUUCGCCAGGCGGCAACCCAAGUCACAUUUGUUCGCGGUGAUUUCGUGGGAGGAAGAGAGGGACAGGGGAAAAGUUCUCCUCAUAACCUGUUAAACAUGAAGUGUUUGGACCAGGACGGAUGUAUUGCCAAGGACGAGAUGUCAUGACAGACUUGGUGUUAAUUUCGUGAUCGAAUCCUCAGAUAAACCGAAAUCUGGCCACUGGUCCUUCGCAGUCCGUAUGCCAGAGCUUCUUCUCUCGCUUUUCAAGUUUCGUUUUUGAAUGAAAUUUAAAUGACCUUGAAAGUGAAUCUUGUACAGACCCUCCCGGCUGUGAGAAAUACUGCUGGAAAAACACCCCUCCUCCCCCGGUAAUAUAUGCGAUUUCUGCACGGCCGAAACAAUCGACGCAACAACAAAGUGAAUAGAAGCGGACGUAGGUAAGGUGCAGACCCUGUAGAUCCUCAGUACCAGGCAUUCCAUACAACAAAGCAUUGACCCAUUUUUCCGCAGCCAAUCACCGGUUUGUCCUCAUAGCAGCAGCCGAUGAUGUUUGCAGGGUGGAGUUCCUCUCAUCUGACACUAACAAACGACUCGUAAUUGCCUGCAUUCUAUUACUCGAACUGUAGCAUUUCCAGGAUGGUGGUUUGAGAGUACGUUCUUCGAUGCUAGGGGGGCCCUCACCGAUCGUUCUUACGGAACUCAUUCAUUCCGUUGUGCCUUACGAGUUCACUCUCGAGCCCAAACAGCAGCCGUACAGCGGUGCAUGAUAUAGGCGUCAAAAGAUCUGUAAGCGUCUGCUAUGCCAGGAUCAGCAAGCCAUGACUCUCGCAACCCGGUAUGCGCUGGCUGUCCUCCGAUACCUGGUUCCCUGCCGGUAAAUGCGUUUGCGCUCCCGUUGGGUAUACAGGUGGUUGACAUGACUGCCCAGUCAUCAUUCUCGUCCUUCUGACCCCUGUUGGGGUGUUGUUUUUGGCGAAACAUCUUCGUCAAGUUUAUAGUGUGGUGGCAUGCCUAGGUGCGCGUUCGGCCGUGCUGGCCACCUGCGUCCUCCCCCGCCCCCAGUCUUCUUGACUGUGUUUCGACACCGGGUCCAGGCGGGGAGUGGGGAAGAGAGGGUGUGAUAGACGCUCUGUAAGUCUACAUUCAUUAUAAACUAAUUCACGUGCAACUCAUCCUGUCUGCUGCACCUUACUGUGUAGCACACGGUGGCCAUCGUCGGAAUCGACCGUGGACAUGUCGGACUUCACAAAGCGAUUGUUUUAAAUGUGACAUUGCUUCCUUAGGACAUAUUUACUUUCCUGUAUUUUCCUCAGAAAGGGGCACAAUAAAACUCACACCUUCCUCGUUACUUGAAGGCGGUGUUUUAUAUUUUCCUCUUUCAAGCCCAGAACCUUGGCGAUUUUCACGGUGAGAGUUCCUUAUCAGUCAGCUUGUUUUGUCACAAACCAAAUUUUUUUUUCUGACUUUCAGCUCGUGAAAGAAAUUCGGCACCCACAAAACAAACUGGCGCCAAAAGGUGAGGCUUCUUUUAAAACAAGUAAAAUCAUACUGUUUGAGCAGUCUUCAAUACCCACUGUUAAAAAAGAUAGGCUAGAGAGGGUUAGUAUGGUAUUUUUCGAUGUAGUAAUUAAAAUGUCUGUUCUUUAAUACAGGAUCUUCUUUAUGCUGACAAUCAUAAAUACGAACCUCCAUGACAUCAUAAACUCUGGCGUUUGGCGAUUAGUUUUAGCCUUUUUGAAUUCCUUCAUUUCUAGGAAAAUCGAAAAGUUCCUUUUUGGUUUGAAGUAAAUGAUUUUUUCAAAACCGUCAGGGACCGACAUCAGAAAGGAUUAGGAACAUCGUGAGGAAACCAUAGGAUAGCUAAGAACGUGUGCUAAAAAUAGCCUGCAUUCAAAUUCCAAAUUCACACAUUCUCACUGCAGAAAAUGUGAACCCUUCGACCUAUAUUCACAAGGACUCAAUUUUAAAUUUUAAAUUUAUGCCUUUUAGGCCGGACGAGUUAA